This is a messenger RNA of Aspergillus uvarum CBS 121591, 4868 nucleotides long. RefSeq names its product putative translation regulator (Cya5). Gene Ontology annotation, molecular function: protein binding. Lineage: Eukaryota; Fungi; Ascomycota; Eurotiomycetes; Eurotiales; Aspergillaceae. Bases 225 to 4727 code for a protein of 1500 amino acids. The record is from RefSeq and is a predicted model, not a curated record. The transcript has a single exon.
CCCUCUUGCAGCCUGGUGUGCUGGGUAGCAGCACAUCUUCGGCAAUCGGCAUAGUCUUCUUCGGCGUGGUACGACUGGUCUCCCUUUGCAGCGCCUCAGCCCACGCUCAUUCGGCCGUCUGACCGGUAUCUAACUAGUUGCUUCCAGCCCAGGAACCCGAUAUGUUAUGUAUAGCAGUCAAUCACCGGUGAUAAUAGGGUUCGACGCCGCAAUUCUUCGAGGUGAUGCUGGAACGAGCGGCCGGAUGUCUUGAAAACGCGGGACGACGUUUCUUUCGAGAUUCAAAUGGUGCCAUUCGAAGUCGAAGAUCGUUCUAUACUAGUCUUGUGCAAUACCCUGCGACCAAUCUGGAAUUCCAUCAUGGCUCUUCGACCAUCCAAUCGCCGCAAAGACCCGUGCCCAACGAUUCGAACGCCACUCCGCAAUUCAACGAUACACGAACGCCACCCCCAGUACUCGAUUUCUUGUAUCCGCUUUCGACCCAGGAAUUCGCAGCCUCCUGCCUCUAUCGUGUUCAAAAACGGCUCGUCCCGCGUCGAAGGAGAAGGACGCCCCCUGGCUUGACGAGGAGAACCUAUAGAUCGCGAGCUUCCGAGCUUGAAGAAGAGGAUACGAGGAGAACCGAUACAUCGCAAGCUCGGGAUCUUGAAGCCGAGGAUCUUGAAGCCGAGGAUCUAGAAGCCGAGGAUCUCGAAGCCGAGGAUCUCGAAGCUGAAGAGGACUUUUUCGACGCGGCGCAAAGUGAUCAAAGUCCUGGUCAGAAAGCAAAGAAGAAAGCUUCUAAUAGGUUCCUCGACCCCGCUACUCAAGAGGAAUAUGAGGCCUACGAUGGUGCAUGGUCUCGUUAUGUCGCUGCUGGUCAUCCUACACAAGUCAAUGCGGCUCUCAUAGCGUUCCUUAGAGAUUCAAAUAGGCAUGUGGAUCAUAAACGUGCUAGAAGAGUGUUAAAUUGGAUUCCUCUUGAGUCACGAUCUGAAGAAGACUACUUGAACAUAGUCAAAUCAGCUCUAGCCACCAACAAACUGCCCGAGGCGGAAGAUCUCUGUGCAGAAGCCAUACAUUAUGGCAUUGGCAUGAAAUGUUGGGCUUUUCUCCUGGCUCACUAUGCGAGUUCCUCGCAGUGGGAUUGGGUGCAGGCAUUCUGGGACCUCGGGUCAUCAUUCGCGGAGAAUGACCGCACUCAAACAUGGAGCGCCCUCGUUUCGAAUUUGAAUAUGUCCACUCUCGAGGACCCGUUGACUGGCUUGGCAGACUAUAUACAAGAGCAGACAGCGAGCACUUCACUACAUGAUCUUGCUCGCUUUUUGCUUGACAAUGCUUGUACCAGCCAAGCAUUCGUCGAGCAAUCUUCGGUCGACGGUAUCUUGCUAGUUUUGCAAAAAUACAACAACCUUGACAUGCUCAAGCCUGCACAUUAUAUCAAACUUCUCAACACAAUCCGGACAACCGAGAACCGACAGAUAUUUGUCCGCGCUAUCGUGAUAUAUCGGAACUUUCGAUGGAGGAUGGAUGGCCACGCGCCGUCAGCAAAACUUCUGGGCCAUCUGGUGAGGCGCCUUGCCUCUUUGGAGAUCACGGCUGGGCUUUUGUACUUUCUUGAUGAAUUCACCCAUUUUUAUGGAAAGCCAACCUUGGACGCUUAUAAGCAUGCGCUCGUUGCUUUCUCCAAAGUUGGUGACGUUGACAACGUCAAUGAUAUUUUUGACAAAAUGGUAUCCCACCAUGGCAAGCCCCAAAGCCGAAGGCUGGUGACUCCUCUUCUUUACGUUCAUGCAAGAGUCGGUAACGUGCGAGAAACGUUGCGUCAAUUCAAUCGCAUCCCUGAGGAGUUCGGUCUUCGCCUCAAUACAGUCUGCUGGAAUGUUCUGCUUACAGCCUAUGCCAACGCUGAGGACUUGAGUGGGUGUUUCAAGCUCUUGAGGGAUAUGUUCGACCAGGGCAUGGAACCGAGCUCGCAUACUUUUGGUAUUGUGAUGGGUCUCUGUGCCAACCGAGGCGACGUUCAGGGUGUCCGUGACUUGCUCGAUUUAGCAAAACAAAAUCACGUACAGAUAACGGCUCCUUUGAUCGACACUAUUGUAGAAGCGCACUGUCAGAACCAAGAGUUUGAAGAGGCGGAAAGGGUUGCGCAGACGUGCCUUGGAUUGGACGUUACAGGCUCGCGUGUCAGAAUGUGGAACGUCUUACUGUGGAACUACGCUUUCAGAAUGGACUUGGAGGCGAUUUCUCGGAUUCGCUCGCUCAUGGAUGAAGCCGCCUUGCUCCCAGAUAGCAUGACCUAUGCUGCUCUCAUGCUCAGUCUAGUGCUCAUUGGUCAAACGGAAAAUGCCCGUCGCAUCCUGAGAAAGCUUCAUCGCAACAAUCGCGUAUAUGCCACCGAAUUUCAUUAUGCAAUCAUCCUGUAUGGGUACGUGAAGAAGAGGAACCGAGAUAUGGUACAUGUGAUCUUCAAUGAAAUUCAGAAGCGAUUUGGAGAGGCUGGUCUUGCCUCAAGGCUCCUCGUUCUCAAGAGUCAACUGCGGCGAGAUUUGCAAUUGAUCACCGCUGGUGGUGGUGGCGCUGCCGGCGCAUAUACUCGUUUGGAAAACGCAGAGAAGUUCCUCAAGGAGACCAUCUCAGAGUUCCACACUAACAAGACGGCGACAAAGGCUCCUGUGCUGGGCGCUGGCAGAAUGUCUGCUAAACAGGCGUUCCCUACCGCAUACUACGAACACAUGAUGAAUGCCUAUGGUAGGCGCGGAGCUGCUGGGCGAGCUCGAGAGUUAUUCAACGAAUUCAUCCAGAGUCAACGCACAUCACCUGAUGAUGACGCUCUCGAGGUAGCCCCAGUUCGCCUACUAACAGCGCUGAUGCUCGCUCAUAUCAGAGGCAAUGAACCGGAAAUGGUCGAAGAAUAUUGGAACAUAGUUUUCCCACGCGCCAUUAAGAUGGCUAGUCGACCGAAUAUUGAAGCAUGGCUGUCCAAUCCCAGCAAUUCCGACAGCGUAUUGUUUCCGUCUAACAAGGACCUCGUCGUCAGCUCCGAAGCUCACAGUGAAUAUAAUGCAGACAAGAACAAUGCCGACACAGCAGAGACUGCGGGCUUCUCCAUUCUGUCUGCUCAUCGCUUCAUGCUCUCUCGGGCUCUUUCGUUAUUCAUGCGUUCUCUGGCUUACCGGGCUGAGGUUCAGAGAAUACCCCAAGUCAUCUUGGAAGUCGAAAGUGCAGGUUUCGCUUUAACCACCUACAACUGGUCUACUUACAUCCAAAUGCUUGCAUCCUCAUCCGAGCCGUCGGAUCAACUCGAGGCAUUCACCAUGUUCGAGCAUCGAUUCAUGCCUAACUUCCCUGGAUGGAAGUAUCUGCGCCGAGGAUUCGGUCUCAAGCCGCACGGUGUACCCUCUACCAUCGAUGUUGUGGAGUCAGGCCGUCCCAAACCUCCACACCUGCUUGGUAGAGAAGGCCGACGAUACUGGAGCAAGAUCCAGCCAGACUUCAUGCAGCCUACUUAUGUAUCAAUGGUGUAUCUGGCUGCUGCCUUGAAGGCGUUCCGAGAAAGAAGUGUCAACGAUGGACCCGCGGAACUCCAAGCUCUAUAUGAUCUCGCGCCGAAGACAGUCGAUGCGGUUGCUGAGAUUCCUUACCUUCGUGACAAGUUUCAAGGUGUCCUGCUCCGUGGUCGCGCACUGCGAACUGAUACUCCAGCGAACGAGCGUGAUGAGUUCGUAUGGACGGGAGGUAUUCUAGGAGCAGGCGGUCUCACGAGGACUUUCUCCAGAGAUUAUGAGCCGGUGGAUGAGGGACUUGCUGAUGAUACGUCGGCUACGGAAGCCGACGACCAGGCCGAAGAAGCUGCAGACUUCGAAGAGGCUAUUCCAGAUAUUGAGGAAUUCAGAAGCCUCUUCAUGAGAACACUGGAGAAGUCGGAUGAGUUUGACAUUGAAGUUGAAGCCCGCCUGAACAGGAGACGCAAAGGAACAGGUACCAAAGAAGAACUAGGGGACGAUGAACGGAACCAGUCUAUUGGCGAGGAAGAUAUCUACGAGGAAGAUGAGCUCGACGAAGAUGCCUCUGCAGAUGCCUCAGAGGAAGCUUCUGAAGAAGCUCCUAAGCAGCAUCCGGGUGAUCUCCCAACUGAAGACUUCUUCCAGGAACAGCCAGAGGAGUUACCAUCUGACGACUUUUUCCGAGAGCACCCAGAUGAGUUACCAUCCGAUGACUUUUUCCAGGAGCACCCAGAUGAGUUACCAUCCGACGACUUUUUCCGAGAGCACCCAGAUGAGUUACCAUCCGAUGACUUUUUCCAGGAAAAUCACGGGACCGAACUGAAAACUCGAUUGGGUACGACACGGGCAAGCUCGGAGAAGGGUCUUGGGGAAACUCAACAGGAGGCACCAGAGCAAACCUCUGAAGAGGUCCCCGCGGGGAUCCAGGAGGAGUUGCCAGAGGAGAUCUGGUCUGAGCCUCCGCCGUCCGAAGAUCUCUUUGAAGAAGAACAUUACGACGAAGCCCAAGCCAAGGCACAGAUGAAGGCUCAACCCGUGAGUUCUGAGCAGGAUACGGGCAAGCCCCAAGAGGCUCAAGUCCGAGUCAUUCAAGAGACUCGUGAUGAAGUUCAAGAGGGUCCAUCCGAAGACCACGAAGAGCAUCUUGGGGAGACGCGGGAAGUAACCCAAGAGGCUCAUGACGAAGCCCAGCAAGGUCUUGAAGUGAGGAACCCCAAAGAGAAAGACGGUCGGAAGUCUUAGGAAAAACUGGCCAAGAGCCCCGAGAAGAGGACCGGUAAUAAGUCGGGGCAGAUGUGUAGGAUAUAGGGGUAUUACGAUGUACAUAUAAGAACUUUCUCCUUGUAUAUUAUUCAUACAGACUUGUACAAGACUCUACUGCUC